Molecule: messenger RNA, 903 nt
Organism: Dictyostelium purpureum
Lineage: Eukaryota; Evosea; Eumycetozoa; Dictyosteliales; Dictyosteliaceae
Exons: 5
Coding region: 1-903 (300 amino acids)
Biological process (GO): positive regulation of TOR signaling; COPII-coated vesicle budding; protein import into nucleus
Cellular component (GO): COPII vesicle coat; nuclear pore outer ring
Molecular function (GO): protein binding; structural molecule activity
Source: RefSeq, a predicted model, not a curated record
AUGACAACUCAAGUAGAUUCAGGUCAUGAAGAUAUGAUUCAUGAUGCUCAAUUUGACUAUUAUGGUAAGUUUUUAGCUACAUGUUCAUCCGAUAGAUUAAUUAAAAUUUUUGAUGUUGGUGGUGAAACUCAUCAACACCUUGUAGAUUUAAGAGGACAUGAAGGUCCAGUAUGGCAAGUUGCUUGGGCACACCCAAAGUUUGGUAAAAUGUUAGCAUCAGCAUCAUAUGAUCGUAAAGUUAUUAUUUGGAAAGAAAUUGCACUUAACCAAUGGCAAAUGGUUCAUCAAUUUGCUGGUCACGAAUUAUCAGUUAAUUCAAUUUCAUGGGCCCCACAUGAAUUUGGUUUAUGUUUAGCAUGUGCAAGUUCUGAUGGUACUGUUACCAUUCAUAACUAUAAUAAUAAUGUUUGGGAAGCCCCACAAAAAAUUCAAGUAUCACAAAUUGGUGUUAACUCAGUAUCAUGGGCACCAGCAGCAAUUCCAGCAUCAUUAGUUGUUAGUACAAAUGCAUCAAUUCCAAUGCCAGUUAAAAGAAUUGUAACAGGUUCAUGCGAUAAUUUAAUUAAGAUUUUCAAAUAUGUUGAGGAUAAAUGGAUUCUCGAUAAGCAAUUAGAAGAUCAUAAAGAUUGGGUUAGAGAUGUUGCAUGGGCACCAAAUAUUGGUUUACCAUACUCUAAAAUCGCUUCAUGUUCACAAGAUCAUACAGUUAUUGUUUGGACUCAAGAUGAAAAUGGUCAAUGGACUGGUAAACCAUUACCAAAGUUCGACGAUAUCGUUUGGAGAGUAAGCUGGUCUGUUAUUGGUAAUAUUUUAGCUGUUUCAUGUGGUGAUAACCAAACCACCCUCUGGAAGGAAGGUGUUGAUUCCGAAUGGAAAUGUAUUUCUCAAGUUGAAAAUAAUUAA